Molecule: messenger RNA, 1318 nt
Organism: Pyrus x bretschneideri (Chinese white pear)
Lineage: Eukaryota; Viridiplantae; Streptophyta; Magnoliopsida; Rosales; Rosaceae
Product: GDSL esterase/lipase At1g74460
Exons: 5
Coding region: 71-1177 (368 amino acids)
Molecular function (GO): hydrolase activity, acting on ester bonds
Source: RefSeq, a predicted model, not a curated record
CCAAAACCCAAGUCUUCCAUCUCACAUUGGAAGGCCUGAAAAUAUCUGCAUUUUCUCGAGUUUUUCAACCAUGAAGUUCACAGCUCUAGCAGCAAUGAUGGCGGCCGUGACUCUCUUCGGCCUCCUCAUUGAUGGCCACGACUGCAAAAUCGUGCAGUUUAUAUUCGGGGACUCCCUCUCCGACGUCGGAAACAACAAGCGAAUGGGCAGGAGUCUCGCCCAAGCAAGCCUGCCUUGGUAUGGCAUUGAUAUGGGCAAUGGACUGCCCAAUGGCAGGUUCUCUAAUGGCCGUACAGUUGCUGAUAUAAUAGGUGAUAACAUGGGGCUCCCAAGGCCGCCGGCCUUUCUUGAUCCGUCAUUGACCGAUGACAUGAUACUUGAAAAAGGAGUAAACUAUGCCUCUGGAGGUGGAGGGAUUUUGAAUGAAACCGGCGGCUACUUUAUUCAGAGGUUCUCGCUUUACAAGCAGAUCGAUCUGUUUCAAGGGACACAAACACUGAUCAAAAACAAAAUUGGCGCAAACGCAGCGGAGAAAUUCUUCCAAGACGCUCGUUAUGUGGUCGCUUUAGGAAGCAACGACUUCAUUAACAACUACUUGAUGCCUGUUUACAGAGAUUCGUGGAGUUACAACGAUCAAACUUUCAUCGAAUACCUAAUGGGAACUCUAGAAAGACAACUUAAUCUGUUGCACGGCCUAGGGGCGAGGCAGCUGAUAGUGUUUGGGCUAGGACCAAUGGGUUGUAUUCCGCUCCAAAGGGUGCUAACUACCACUUACGGUUGCCAAGAAAGGUCAAACAAACUAGCUCUCAGCUUCAACAAAGCUGGAAGCAAGCUAAUGGAAGACUUGUCCAGCAAGCUUCCUAACGCAAGCUAUCGAUUUGGUGAUGCUUAUGAUGUCGUCAACGAUGUGAUCAGUAAUCCAAACGAUUACGGAUUCAGCAAUGCGGAUUCACCGUGCUGCUCAUUUGGAAGAAUUCGACCGGCUUUGACGUGUGUCCCUGCAUCAAUACUGUGCAGUGACAGAAGCAAAUACGUGUUUUGGGACGAGUACCAUCCAUCAGACAGUGCAAACGAGCUUAUUGCCAACGAACUCAUAAAGAAAUUCGGUUUGUCGCGCGUUGAUGAAACGGAUGCCCCUUCCCCCGCACCUGCUUUUGCUCCAUCACCAGAGGGAUAAAUACUAGUACAAUAAAACCAGCAGUGUCUGCUGCUCAAAUUGCUUUCCUAAAAAGCAACUUCUUAGUAAUCAGUAACAGCUUUUCAUAUACAACUAUGGUUUGGUUUUAUAAGCUCGAAUAUAUAUGUUUCUGAUUAUUCA